UCCAGAUUUUAUACACAUCAUGGAAAAAUCAAAACCUGAGACAGGGCCAGAGGUACUCAAACCAGGCAGAGCUGUCAUGCAGUACCGCUGUAUCAAUUGUGGAAUUGGUUCAAGUGACCUCUAUAAAGAUUACAGAAAUGGAAUCAUAAAAAUGAUGCAUUGUGUGCAGUGCAGUGAAAUCAUUGAUAAGUAUAUAGAAUACGACCCAGUUGUCAUCAGUUUGGAUGUCCUGCUUCUCAACAGAAAGGCAUUACGUCACGUAUUGUUUAAUAGCAAUGUACAGGGUGUUUGGAAGUAUGUCAUUUUAUUACUGACAUGUGAUGCAUUUGUCAAGCUAGCACUCCAGAGAGCCAAAGGGGAGAUCACUCCUGUUAAUCCAACUUACAUCAUAUACUCUGCCAUGGAAUGGGGACUUUAUAAAAACUGUUUAUUGGCUGCCAUUGAACUAUCAUCUUUAGUCCUUUGUAUUUGUGUACUGGUAAUGGUAUUUUCUUCUUUAAAUCCAACAUUAAGUUCUUAUAGCUGUAACAGAUGGAAGGACAUUUCAAAUCUUGUGCAAGCUGUGGUGCUGUCUAACUUUGGCAAGUUCCUAGUGAUCCUGGCUGUACUGUGGGGAACUAAGAACAGUCACUUAUAUAUCCAGCUUAUCAAGACGUACAUAUGUGCAGCCAGUGUCCAGGCUUUAAGAGUUUGCUUGCCACACUGGAGAGUCCUUCAAGUGUCUAUCAUUGCCAUAUUAGGACAUUUACUGUCAAUGUAUGCAACAUAUUCUGUUCAACUUACUUUGUUUGGAGGUUGAUCAAGAAAAUAAUCAUUAAAACAAAGGGAGAUUAUCAGCAUGUCCAGGUAAAAGAGAAGAAAUCGGAUGGAUUAACUUCUUAUUGUGGAUUUUUACCAGAUUAUUGGCAUCGUGAGUUGACAGUCAUUCACAUGCAACUGUAGGAUUGUUAUGCCAAAAAUCAAGAGGAUAAAUUACGCAAAGGUUUAUCUAAUCAUAAAAAGUGAAUGGAUAAUAUUUUUCCUGUUUGGAUUAACACUUGCUUUGAAAAGAUUGAAUAGGGAGAAAUCAUUCAAAACUAAAUGGAAUAAAAAGGAAAACCCA
This is a messenger RNA of Saccostrea cuccullata (small rock oyster), 1102 nucleotides long. RefSeq names its product protein ARV1-like. Lineage: Eukaryota; Metazoa; Mollusca; Bivalvia; Ostreida; Ostreidae. The record is from RefSeq and is a predicted model, not a curated record. The transcript has 6 exons. Gene Ontology annotation, cellular component: Golgi apparatus; cortical endoplasmic reticulum. Gene Ontology annotation, biological process: intracellular sterol transport; sphingolipid metabolic process; regulation of plasma membrane sterol distribution. The coding region runs from base 20 to 799 and encodes 259 amino acids.